AUGAAUGCGACUGUUCGCCCUAACGCUCCCAGACGACGUUUUCGAGGAGCUUUUCACCCACCGGCGAGCUUUAUCAUUCUUGUAACUUCCGUCGGCCAUUGCCACCGACGAGACCUUCCGAGCAAACUAUGCCUUGGCAACCUCCGUCACUCUCUGUCGGCAUCCAUAGAUUCCGACGAGACAUUGGAGUCUGACGAGAACUUCGAGAGAUUUGACCGCACUUUGUGUCGUCUGAUUCCAGAUCUGCAUAAGCUGCUCUUUAGCAAUCAAAGCCAAAGCUUCCCAUCAGACUCACUGCCUCUAAAGGGCCGGAGAUCUCGCUCACAUCCUCGUGCACUCUCAUCUCGUCUAAAGUUGGUCCCUCUGAUUCUUUUGAACUUUGUGCCGUCGGUCAAUGCAGGGGAUCCGACACAGGUUUCGAAUCUGCUCGGACCACAACCCUCUCGUAGUGAUUUUGUCGAGCGGAUGCAUCUCCUAUCACCCACCUUGGUCCACUCGCCGGACCGUCUCCUCAUCCUCACCGUCACUUCGCCUUCAUCUCAGUCUACGGCUUCAAAUACUGCUCCGUCGAUGGCGAGAGAUCGUGUCGCUGAUGAACCGCCGCCCUCUCCACAGACUUUCCUCUGGUGCUGUCAUAUCUAUACCACCAGAAGGGAACAAGGGCAGCGACUCUCGUGGGAGAAGCACUUCAACAGAAGCUCCGACAAUUGGAUGAGCAGGUUCAGCCGCGAAUACCGACCGGAUCUCUUGCACACCGUCGCGACCACCAUCGGAGAUCUCGCAUCUCGUCGAGUUCUCUCCAUCUCGAGAAGAAGCAUGACUUCUGGGCUUGGCCCAUUUCGAAUGUGUUACCAAGGAACCCAUUAG
Molecule: messenger RNA, 867 nt
Organism: Arabis nemorensis
Lineage: Eukaryota; Viridiplantae; Streptophyta; Magnoliopsida; Brassicales; Brassicaceae
Source: the annotation of a GenBank genome assembly